AAACUGAAAUGGAAGAAGAACCCUUGAAUGCGACAAUUAUACCUGAAACAGAUAGCCAAGGUUUUGAGAAAGAGGAUUUAACUGAACAGCUGCUCCUACUUCAGAAGAAUUGUGGGUCACUCAACAGUGAAAAGGAGGCACUGCAUCAAGAACUGGCAGCUCUUAAAGCUGAGAGAGAGCAGUUGAAGUGUGAUCUUCAAGAUAAUAUUGAAAUGUGUAUAGAAAACCAGACAGAACUGAGAAGUCUACAUGACCAGCUAAAAUUGAAUCAAAAUGUGGAGAUAAAAUUGAAGAAGAGUCUGACUGAAAUGGAGUACUUGUUAAGUGAAGAGAAGGAAAAGGUACAAGCACUAACUAAAGAACUCCAAAUGUUAGCCUUAAAAUCAAA
This is a messenger RNA of Chiloscyllium plagiosum (whitespotted bambooshark), 388 nucleotides long. NCBI's taxonomy places the organism in Eukaryota, Metazoa, Chordata, Chondrichthyes, Orectolobiformes, Hemiscylliidae. The record is from RefSeq and is a predicted model, not a curated record.